AUGACAUCUACAAACCUUGUCCUGUAUCUGGCAUUUCUGUUCUUGGGGAAAAUGGCUCAAGCAACUAAUGAGAAAUCUUCCUCAUCUCAACAAGAAAGCAGUUUUAUAUCUGCUAAUGUUGGUGAAAGUUUGACUUUACAAUGUUUCUACAAAGACGACUCUGCAACAAGGCUUUACUGGUAUAAGCAAACUCUUGGACAGAAACCAAGGCUCAUGUCCACCCUAUAUGUGUUUAAUAGAAAUGGCACUUUUCAUGAUGAAUUUGGGCACAAUCCACGCUUCAAACUGGAUACUGCAAUUGGUAAAAAUCACUUGAUGAUCUCAGAUUUGCACUUCUCAGACUCAGCUACUUACUACUGCGCAAGAAGGGCUUCAUUAAUGAUCGAAUUUGUAGAGGGCAUAACAGUCAGUGUUAAGGGUUCAGGUUUAAACAUCCAAGCUUUGGUACAUCAGUCGGCAUCUGAGAGCAUCCAGCCAGGAGGCUCUAUGACUCUGAACUGUACAGUACACACUGGGACCUGUGAUGAUGGAGAACACAGUGUUUACUGGUUCAAAAACUCUGAAGAAUCUCAUCCAGGACUCAUUUACACACAUGGAGGCAGGAAUGAUCAGUGUGAGAGGAACACCAACACACAAACACACACCUGUGUCUACAACUUGCCGAUGAAGAGUCUGAAUCUUUCUCAUGCUGGGACCUACUACUGUGCUGUCGCCUCAUGUGGACAGAUACUGUUUGGAAACGGGACCAAGUUGGACGUUGAGCAUGAGGUAGACUCUCUUGUCUUGGUGUAUUUCUUGAGUGGAGCUUUAGCAUUCACCACCAUCCUGGUUGUUUUACUGGCUUUCUCAGUUUGUGUUAUCAUCAAAAGAAACAGCUGCCAGUGCAAAGAGUCUCAUGCAAGAUAUUCAGCUUCCUCAACAACAAAUGCAGAGGGUCACCAAAAUGAAGAAAACAUCCAUUACGCAGCCUUAAAGAAACACAAGGUCAACAGAUCUAAAAGACAGAAGAACAGCACCGACACUGAAUGUGUGUACUCAAGUGUAAAGCAGUAG
Molecule: messenger RNA, 1053 nt
Organism: Scomber japonicus (chub mackerel)
Lineage: Eukaryota; Metazoa; Chordata; Actinopteri; Scombriformes; Scombridae
Exons: 5
Coding region: 1-1053 (350 amino acids)
Biological process (GO): response to bacterium
Source: RefSeq, a predicted model, not a curated record